Molecule: messenger RNA, 2277 nt
Organism: Gastrolobium bilobum
Lineage: Eukaryota; Viridiplantae; Streptophyta; Magnoliopsida; Fabales; Fabaceae
Product: ascorbate transporter, chloroplastic
Exons: 11
Coding region: 206-1924 (572 amino acids)
Biological process (GO): transmembrane transport
Molecular function (GO): transmembrane transporter activity
Source: RefSeq, a predicted model, not a curated record
UUAACAUUGGAAAACAAAAGAACCUCUCUGUCUCUGUUCUUUGCUUAUCCUCUUCUUCUCUGAGACAGAGGGAGCAUAGCAGAGCAGAGCAUAGCUACAGUUUUAGCUAUAAACGACGUCGUCUUCUUCUCAACUUUGAACUUUCAACUCUGAGAUGGUGUGAGACCCUUCUCUCUACACUAUCAGAAACAUCAACAUAGCAUCAAUGGCUAUGAGUAAUUUGAUUUCCAACCGCAACUUCGGUUCUUUCAUUGCCUCAGGAAAUGUAUAUAGAUCAGGAAAGGAUCUAUCACUUCAAAGAAAGGGAGUUUCUUUUUCUGGUGUAUCUGUUUCCCUGUAUGGAAUGUAUUGUCAAACUAAUUCCCCUUUGGAAGAGAGAGUUUCAAAACCAAUUACAACAUUUCACAUGAACUUAAAACUAAAGGGCAGCAUAAGAAGAAGUUAUUCCUAUGGUAGUGGCAAUGUUGAACAAAGGGAAGUGUAUUAUAGACUAGGUUUGAGCAGAAGGAAGCAUCCACAACCUGUGGUUGGUAAAGCGAAUAGGUUUCGUGUUUGUUACAAGUCUGAGGAGUGUGACAUUGCGGAAACAAAGAUGGAUCCUAUGCAAUCAACUGAAGGGACAGGUGAAGCUGUUCUUCUUGAUGGAAAUCUGACACAAGUAUCUCCUUGGUGGCAGCAGUUUCCUAAGCGCUGGGUUAUUGUACUGCUAUGUUUUACAGCAUUUCUGCUGUGUAACAUGGAUCGCGUAAAUAUGAGCAUAGCGAUACUUCCAAUGUCACAGGAGUUCAACUGGAACAGUGCAACAGUUGGCCUAAUUCAGUCAUCUUUUUUCUGGGGUUAUCUGCUUACUCAGAUCGUUGGUGGCAUAUGGGCAGACAAAAUUGGUGGGAAGCUAGUACUAGGUUUUGGAGUUGUCUGGUGGUCAAUUGCAACAGUUUUAACACCUAUUGCUGCAAGACUUGGGCUGCCAUGUCUGCUUAUUGUGCGUGCCUUUAUGGGAAUUGGCGAGGGUGUUGCCAUGCCUGCGAUGAAUAAUAUACUUUCCAAGUGGAUUCCAGUAUCAGAGAGAAGCAGAUCACUUGCUCUAGUAUAUAGUGGCAUGUACCUUGGUUCCGUCACAGGCUUGGCGGUCUCACCUAUGCUAAUCCACAAAUUUGGGUGGCCAUCUGUGUUUUACUCAUUUGGUUCCCUUGGAAGUAUCUGGUUUGCCUUAUGGUUGAGAAAAGCAUACAGCUCCCCAAAAGAUGACCCAGAUCUUGGGGAAGAAGAGAAAAGGCUCAUAUUUGGAGGCAGCGUAUCAAGAGAACCUGUGUCAACUAUUCCUUGGAAAUUAAUUUUAUCAAAAGCACCUGUCUGGGCUUUAAUAAUCUCUCACUUCUGCCACAAUUGGGGAACAUUUAUUCUAUUAACCUGGAUGCCUACAUACUACAAUCAGGUUCUGAAGUUCAACCUCACUGAAUCUGGGCUCUUAUGUGUCCUGCCAUGGUUAACCAUGGCUAUUUUUGCAAAUAUAGGAGGCUGGAUUGCAGAUACACUUGUGAGCAAAGGUCUUUCCAUAACAGCUGUUCGAAAGAUCAUGCAAUCAAUUGGGUUUCUGGGUCCUGCAUUUUUUCUUACACAGCUUAGCCAUGUGAGAACACCGGCCAUGGCAGUACUGUGCAUGGCUUGCAGUCAGGGAUCUGAUGCAUUCUCACAAUCUGGUCUAUAUUCCAAUCACCAAGACAUUGGUCCACGCUAUGCUGGAGUAUUGCUGGGACUGUCAAAUACUGCAGGAGUGCUUGCUGGGGUCUUUGGUACAGCUGCAACUGGAUACAUACUCCAACGAGGUUCUUGGGAUGAUGUAUUUAAGGUUGCUGUUGCAUUGUACAUUAUAGGCACAUUAGUCUGGAAUAUCUUUUCAACUGGAGAGAAGAUUCUUGACUGAAGAAUGUAAUGAUGUCAAGGUGUAGGCUAUAUAAGCUAUAGAGAUUUAGAAAAAGAAAAAAAAAAUGGAUGGAACAAAAAUCAGAUGUCCAAAAUGUCAAAGCACUUGGAAACCUAAAAGCACCAUUCCGAAAUGGUAGAGAGCCACCAUCGAAGUUUUUGCCUUUGUAUUAUCUCCAGCAAUCUUGGAUUAACUCGGCACAUUUUGCAAAUGCCUUGUAACAUGAUAUAAAUGCUUUCUGUAUAGAUAAUUGAUGGGUAGUUUCCACCUAUAUAACUUCAUUUUAGCAUACUUAUGCUUAAAAUACAUGUUAUUUGACUAACUCUGCCUCAUCAUACCUGGCCGAAAAAAUA